UCAGAACAUAUGCAGGGUUUGUGAUAGAAGGGAAUGCUUCAACGUACCAAAUAUAACCGCUUCAGGAAUGAUUCGGUGACAUCGGUCGACGAUCUUAUCCAUAACUUGUCCAUGAACAGCAAGGUCUCAUCAAUUGGUCCAACGUCAACACCGUCGCCGUACCUGGUCUCUCCUGAGGUUCUCCAGAAGGACCAAGAUGGACCCACCGCCAUUUGCACUCUCAUGCACAAAGUGUCCCACCUGAAACUCUCCCAUUCAGGCAGCCUUUCGGGUAUCAAGAACCUCUCAUCUGCAGUGAAGGAGCUUGCUGUCUCCAAGUUGCAGGGGAGCUCGGCAGCAGAGGCUUCAGACAACACAUGUAACCUUGCCUCUGCCACUCCGUCUUCUCAGCAGGACAAGAGCAAGAUGAACACGGGGAAAAAAACAUGGUCAGAGGAAAUGGACCUGGGAGGCGAAGACUGGAAUCAAGGGAACAAUGUUGCCAGCAAAGUCUCCCAAGGGUGGCUUCAUUCGAACGAGAAGAUCCUGGGACCUGGAGUGACGUACAUUGUGAAGUACUUGGGAUGUAUAGAGGUCUUGCGUUCCAUGAGAUCCCUUGACUUCAAUACUAGAACACAGAUUACAAGGGAAGCGAUCAGCCUUGUUUGUGAAGCUGUGCCGGCAGCCAAAGGAGCCUUUAAAAAAAGAAAGCCGCCGAGUAAAGCCCUCUCUAGUAUCUUGGGGAAGAGCAACCUUCAGUUCGCGGGAAUGAGCAUUACUCUGAAUAUCUCUACCACCAGCUUAAAUCUGAUGACGCCUGAUUCCAAACAGAUUAUAGCAAACCAUCACAUGCAGUCUAUUUCCUUUGCAUCUGGAGUAGAUGUGGAUACAACAGACUAUGUUGCCUAUGUAGCUAAGGACCCUGUGAAUCGCAGAGCAUGUCAUAUCCUGGAGUGCUCUGAUGGCCUGGCCCAGGAUAUUAUCAGCAGUAUAGGACAAGCAUUUGAACUUCGUUUUAAGCAAUAUUUGCAAUGCCCCUCAAAGAUCCCGGCUCUUCAUGAUAGGAUGCAAAGUUUGGAUGAACUUUGGAUGGAAGAAGAUGUUGAGGCGGCACCCGAGCAUCCAUAUUACAACAACAUUCCUAACAAAAUACCUCCGACCGGGGGCCUGGUUGAUGCGAGGCUCAAAGCCAAGCUCCCCUCUGUUUCAGAUCCUACUCAGUCUGCAUCAGCAAUGGGAAGAGAGCAAACAUACUACCAGAGCCAAUACGUAAGGGACCUAUUUGGCGAAGAUCAGCAACAGCGACCCAGUAGGCAAGGCUCUUUGGACAUUUACAGCCUGCCGGAAGGAAAAUCUAAUGUAACCCCACCAGGAGAGGUAGCGGCCUAUGUGAAUACGCAACACAUAAAUAUGGAAAUCCUUCAGGCUCUUCAGGCAGAUGCUGAAAACCUGUUUAGUGGAACAAUAGAAAGUACCAAAGACAGCAGCCCAGGAAAAGAUCUUUUUGAUAUGAGCCCUUUUGAAGAUGCUCUCAAGAACCAAACCCCUGGGCCCAUUUUGAACAAGGCUACCUCAGUUGAACGUACCAGCCCGCUUCUCUCCAGAGCAGAAGGUGCAGCAGCAGAACUGAGCACAGAACCCUGGUAUCAAGGGGAGAUGAGCAGGAAAGAAGCCGAACAGCUCUUAAAGAAAUGCGGAGACUUCCUGGUUAGGAAAAGCACCUCGAAUCCAGGCUCGUACGUGCUGACUGGGUUACACAACGGACAAGCCAAGCACCUUCUCUUGGUGGAUCCCGAAGGAACUGUUCGUACAAAGGACCGCAUAUUUGACAGCAUCAGCCACCUCAUCAACCACCACCUGGAGAACAAUUUGCCGAUUGUUUCUUCCGGGAGUGAACUCUGUCUCCACCAGCCGGCAGAGAAAAAACAGUGACUCCACCCCUCCCCACCCCAUGGCAAGAUAUGUAGCUGUGUCUCUCAGAAGCCACAGUCAGAAAGGAACUGCAAACUUUUGUCCGUAGAAAAAGAAUAUCACCCGUUAAUGUUUUCUGUAAGUUAAAGAAAUGCCAAGACGAAGAACAUUCUUGUGGCUUUUCAGAGUCGGUAAAGAAUGGCAAAAAUAGCAGGUGGAUGGGUUUUCUUCAAAACAUGUAAUCGAAGUGUUCCUGAUUCCUUAAUAUGAAUAUUGACCGUGUACAUACACACACAUUCUAUAGAAAUACGGUAGAUAUUUAUAUUUUUGAAGUCAGUCUGCUGAAGAUAAUGGGCCAAAAAAGAAAAGAAAAAGCAUUUUAGCUGAAGAUACAAGAAAUGAGUGAUUGUCUAGAUCAGGCAUCUCCAAACUGCGGCCCUCCAGAUGUUUUGGCCUACAACUCCCAUGAUCCCUAGCUAACAGGACCAGUGGUCGGGGAAGAUGGGAAUUGUAGUCCAAAAAUCUGGAGGGCCGAAGUUUGGGGAUGCCUGGUCUAGAUUAAACAAUACUUACAUCCGGUCUUGUUUCCCUGAGAAAAUUGAUACUGGAAAUCUCAAGGGUAGUUUUAUGAUAAAAAUAAGCACAAUAACAGAGAGAAAACAGACAAGAUCCAAUGAUUAAAUAGCGAGUGAUGUAACAUGAAUCAAUGAGCUAAUAUUUCAACAGGAAAAGUUAGCUUGAAGCAACUUUUGAAAACAUAAUUCAUUGUCUCUUAAGUUCAAAAGCGUUUUUUCCCCUCUUUCUGAUGUCCCACUUAAAUUCU
Molecule: messenger RNA, 2713 nt
Organism: Zootoca vivipara (common lizard)
Lineage: Eukaryota; Metazoa; Chordata; Lepidosauria; Squamata; Lacertidae
Gene: SHC3
Product: SHC adaptor protein 3
Biological process (GO): cell surface receptor protein tyrosine kinase signaling pathway; intracellular signal transduction
Cellular component (GO): plasma membrane
Molecular function (GO): receptor tyrosine kinase binding
Source: RefSeq, a predicted model, not a curated record